Molecule: messenger RNA, 1762 nt
Organism: Mauremys reevesii (Reeves's turtle)
Lineage: Eukaryota; Metazoa; Chordata; Testudines; Geoemydidae
Product: C-type lectin lectoxin-Thr1-like
Exons: 6
Coding region: 153-638 (161 amino acids)
Molecular function (GO): signaling receptor activity
Source: RefSeq, a predicted model, not a curated record
UUGCAUGUUCAGUAUUGACACCUGAUUCCCCCUUCCCCUCCCCACACUGGUCUAUAAAUGCCCCAGGCACGGCCAGUGUCCCAUGCAGGCUGCACUUGAUCCGACCUUGCACCAGAGCUGCUACGCAGAGAGACAAUCAGGGAAGCGAGAAGAUGGGGCCAGUCGCCUACUUCAGCCUUUGCCUCCUCGGCUGCCUGAUCUUUAACCCCUCGCUGGAAGGAAUAGGGGCCACGUGCUGUCCCAAUGACUGGAUUCAAUACAAAGACUUCUGCUAUGGGUUCUUCUCCGACAAGAUGACCUGGUCGGAGGCUGAGGUGCAGUGUCAGUAUCACCACAAAAGGGCCCAUCUCGCCUCCAUUCUCAAUGAGGCAGAAGGGAACACGGUGGCCAAAUACAUCAGCAUGUCACACUCCCCCACGGAUCGUGUCUGGAUCGGACUGCAAGACCCUCGACAGAACAGACACUGGAGGUGGACCGAUAGCUCCCUGUAUAGCUACAGUGCUUGGAACGCCAGGGAACCAAACAAUCAAAGUGGUUUCGAGUACUGCACUCAGCUGCAGAGCCACACAGGUUUUAAGAACUGGAACGAUGCUCCCUGUAACGAGAAAAACGGCUACGUUUGCAAGUAUGAACUGUAGCGAGGGGAGUCACUCGCCUGUGUCUGAAGGGGAAGCUCAGCGCCUGGGAUGCAAAAGAACUGGGCUCCUUGGGCAUGAUCAGGCAACGUCCCAGACUUUCCGAUGCCUUUGCUGCAUGGAGGGCCAGUCCCCUCCCUCCCUGAGAGACCAGAUCUCACUUUCCCACCUGCAAACCCUCUUCCCCCAAGUGUCUCUGUUCUAGUUACACACCUGCCCCUUCCCGCCCUUCCCCUCAGUGCCUGCAGCCCAUGACAAGAAUAAACUCUCCUGAGCAUUCAGUUCUGUGCGUGUCUCCUCUGUCCCAUUCCUGGCACCACAUAGAUGCGUCCAUCCAGCCUCCUCUGACUGUGUCCUGAACCGCCCAGAUCCCAGUGGAGGAGAGGACUGGGACCCCCAGAGGGAAGCAGGAUGGGCCUGGCCUUUUGGAUAACAGACAGGACAUGGUUUCCCUCCAGAUAUCUGCAAUACCCAGAGUUUCCUCUCUCUUCUGGCCACCCAUCACCUCCUGGUCUCAUCUCCACUCAGACACUGAGCUCCUCAAAGCAGGGACGUAUCUAGCUGUUGUGUAAACAUCAUUGUCCUUCAGAGCUGGGAACGUGACCCUGCACCACCGGAGCUAAAGGACUCAGCGCCCGUAGCUGAGAGCUGUAGCAGACUCCUGGGAUCAGCCAGCCCACACGUCCCAGUGGGUACACGGGCUCCAUCUACUGUAUGGUGCUACGGAAAUCAAACACUAUUUGUAACAACAAAAGACUGAGCCAGGACUCCUGAGUUCCAUUCCUGGCUUGGCCACCAUUGGCUUCCUGUGUGACCAUCCCUGGGGAAAGCCCCUCCCCAUCUCAGGCAGUGCAGGGGGGCUAAUGACACUAACCUGCCUCUCAGGGAGGGUGAGAGGAUAAAGCCAGGAGUGUCUGUGACGCACUUGGGGAUCCUUGUAUGGAUGGUUCUCCAGGGAACAUUGUUAGCGAGGCUCAGGUGUCCCCAGCUCCGCACCUCGACGGGAGGACUGGGUCACAGCAUCCAGCCCCUGGAGCUCACCGGUUGGAGGGGGCUCUAGCCAGCUGUGCCCUCCGGGGGUGGGCUCUCCCUGGGGAACUUACCCCCUGAGCAGGGGGAGGGAUUUG